AUGCGAGUAUGGGGAAAGGAACUGACAAGCUCUACGGGUUUACACCAGAUAACUCACUCCGAAUGGGCAUCUGAGGACUCUUACUCCGCCAGUGUUGGUGCCGGUGCUGCAAGACCUAAGGGUACUGUCACUCAUGGCUCCUUUAAGCGGCUACCAUUCAAUUUUUGCUCGCUCUCUUUGCAGCCUUUCUCACACCCAGUCUGUACUCCCGCAGGCAUCAUAUUUGAUUUGACAAAUAUAUUACCCUGGCUAAAGAAAUAUGGUACAAAUCCGGUAAAUGGUGAACCGUUGAAGAGCUCCGAUCUGGUCAAAUUAAAUUUUGCAAAGAACGAGGCCAACGAAUAUGUUGACCCAGUUACCUUCAAAGUGUUCACUGAUAAUACGCAUAUCGUGGCAUUGUGUAAUACGGGAAAUGUAUUUGCAUGGGAUACAGUGGAGAGGCUUAAUAUAAAGGGCAAAAUGUGGCGAGAUUUGGUUUCCGAUCAAGAAUUCACGAGGAAGGAUAUAAUUACGCUACAAGAUCCGCAAAAUGUCGAAUCGAGGGACCUAAGCUCUUUCAAAUAUUUAAAUGACGGCGAUACGUCGCAUCAGACUCAGCCAGGCGGAAAUGUCAAUUUAGCUGCUAUGGGCAGUUCAGCCAGAAUCCUAAAGGCAAAGGAGGCAGUUGCAAAAGCGAGAGCGACCCGAGAGACCCAAAAAGAUAAUCUCGUCGAGGCAGCCAAAUCGAAGGCAAAAAUUUCUAGUCAAUCAAAGGCUAGUACUAUCAAAACUUCACUUGCUCCUGGGAAACAAACCCCGUUCAAUGCUGCCAGGCAUACGACUGGAUUAGCGGCUGCAUCAUUCACGAGCACUGGACUCACACCACAUACUUCUGCAGAGCUGGCCCUUCUCACUGAUGAACAAUAUAUGCUCAAGCGUGGUCGUGUGAAGCUAAAGGGCUAUGCCCGUAUUUCAACGAACUUAGGUGAUCUGAAUCUGGAACUUCAUACCGAACAUGCUCCCAAAGCUGUUUGGAAUUUUAUCAAGCUAGCUAAGAAAGGAUAUUAUAAAGAUGUUACGUUUCACCGCAAUAUAAAAGGUUUCAUGAUUCAAGGAGGCGACCCAACGGGUACUGGAAAAGGAGGUGAGAGCAUAUGGGGUAAAUAUUUUGCUGAUGAGACUAUUGGGUCGAUAAAACACGACUCAAGGGGAACUUUGAGCAUGGCGAACAAGGGAAAAGACACGAAUAGUAGCCAAUUCUUCAUAGCCUACCGUGCGCUGCCACAUCUCAACAAUAAGCACACCGUAUUUGGUCAUGUCAUUGACGACCCGUCGCCGUCAUCUCCGACACUAGAUGCUAUGGAAUCUGCCCCAAUUGACUCGUCCGCGUCUAACAGGCCCACUCCGCCGAUAUGUAUUCAUGAUGUGACAGUAUUCGUUGAUCCAUUUGAGGAGUUCUUAUCUCAAAAAAAACAGGAAGAAACUAGCAAUAAAGAUCAAUUGCCCCUGACUUCCACGAGCAAUACCAAUAAUGACGAUGACGAACGGGUGACGUGGACGGGCAAAAGAGUUCGUGGUGAAGGCGCGAAAGAACCUACCAGCGAUGUCGGAGUUGGGAAGUAUCUUAAGCAGGCCGCAGCAAAUCAAUGCAGUCAUGAUAAUGAUGAAAUUGUUGAAUUCAUUGAUGAUGAAUUCGACAUUGAACAUACCAAAAAGAAGACUAAAAUUGGCACCGGAGGAUUUGGGAAUUUUGAUAAUUGGUGA
Molecule: messenger RNA, 1743 nt
Organism: Ophidiomyces ophidiicola
Lineage: Eukaryota; Fungi; Ascomycota; Eurotiomycetes; Onygenales; Onygenaceae
Gene: cyp8
Product: cyclophilin peptidyl-prolyl cis-trans isomerase Cyp8
Exons: 4
Coding region: 1-1743 (580 amino acids)
Biological process (GO): protein polyubiquitination; protein folding; protein peptidyl-prolyl isomerization
Cellular component (GO): catalytic step 2 spliceosome
Molecular function (GO): ubiquitin-ubiquitin ligase activity; peptidyl-prolyl cis-trans isomerase activity
Source: RefSeq, a predicted model, not a curated record